Messenger RNA from Cavia porcellus (domestic guinea pig), 6060 nucleotides. It is a transcript of the gene Tmem268, whose product is annotated as transmembrane protein 268. The record is from RefSeq and is a predicted model, not a curated record. Lineage: Eukaryota; Metazoa; Chordata; Mammalia; Rodentia; Caviidae. Bases 203 to 1177 code for a protein of 324 amino acids. The transcript has 9 exons.
CAGGGGCGGUGCGGCGCCCGGGAGGCGGGCUGCGUGAGCGGCGGAGCGCGGACGCUGCGGAGCUGAGGGGCGCGGUGCCCCCGACUUUCCGCGGCCCGGGCGGCGGCGGCGGCGGCCCGUAGAGGCGGAAGUGGAGCUGAGCUGACGGCUCCAGCAAUGAAGCACAACUCUGGGAAGAAGUAGAAUCCGCCUGGCUCCCUCCAUGGCCUGUGAGCCGCAGAUGGACCCCGGCGUGGCAGCCAGUCCGCUGCCCACCUCCUCACCCAGCUGGGGCACACUGCCUGGCGGGGGUCCUCCUCCAAGGUGGGGACAAGAGCUGCACAAUGGCCAGGUCCUGUCAGUCCUCCGGGUGGACAAUACCUGCGCACCCGUCAGCUUUGACCUGGGAACCGCAGAGGAGCAGCUGCAGACCUGGGGCAUUCAGCUCCCUGCCGACCAGUACAGAAGCCUGGCUGAGAGCGCCCUCUUGGAGCCACAAGUGAGGAGAUACAUCAUCUACAACUCCAGGCCCAUGCGGCUGGCCUUCGCUGUGGUCUUCUACGUGGUGGUGUGGGCCAAUAUCUACUCCACCAGCCAGCUGUUUGCCCUGGGCAACCACUGGGCGGCUGUGCUGCUUGUGACUCUGGCUGCGGUGAGCCUGACCCUGACUCUUGUGCUUGUCUUCGAGAGGCACCAGAGGAAGGCAAACACCAACACUGACCUGAGGCUGGCGGCGGCCAACAGAGCCCUCCUGAGACACCGGGUGCUGCUAGGGGUGUCAGACACUGUGGAAGGCUGCCAGAGUGUGAUCCAGCUCUGGUUUGUCUAUUUUGACCUGGACAACUGUGUGCAGUUUUUGUCUGACCACAUUCAAGAAAUGAAGACCAACCAAGAGUCCUUGCUGAGAAGCAGAUUGAGCCAGCUAUGUGUUGUCAUAGAGACAGGGGUGAACCCUGUGAUGGCAGAGGCGCCUGGGGACCUGGAGGAUGCUCCUCUCCUGCCCAGAGGAGAGACCAGUCCCCAGGAGAGACCAGUCCUGCAGACGGAGCUGCACCAGCUAGUGCCAGUAGCCGAGCCACAGGCACUCUUCUCACCUGGGUUUCCCUGUGGGGCACCUGUUUGGCCCAGAAGCAUCUCACAGGGAAGUCAUGGCCAAAAGACUAUUCUUGGGACAAGAAGACAGGUUCCCCAUCUGUAAGCACAAGGUGAAAAGUCUCUCCGUAGAACUGCUGUCAAGGUGAACUUGAGGGAGUUUGAGAUGGUGUGGGGAGGGUGAGGGUCUAUCUUUGGAAGCAGUGUCCUCUGUUGUCAAAGGGUCUGACUUUGCAAACAUCAGAGUCAAGACCUGCUGCCCCACAACUCUCUUGAGUGUUCUAGAAGCUGUGAAGACAGACUCUGGACUAGUUUUUGUGAAUGUGAAGAUUCCUAGCAUCAAACGUCAAAACAUCCCUGAGUCUUUUCCUGAAGACCUUUCUGUAUUUCUUUUAAAUAUGACUUCAUUUUCACAAUAUCCAAAAACGAAAGAAGGUUGUGCAGUAUAAACUGUUUGCAAAGGUAUAGAAUGCCAUAUGUUUUGAAGGUGUUGCUAAUGAUACCAGAUUUUUGUCACAUUGGUGAGAGUGACAACCUCCCCUACUGGGGUCCAAGAUCAUUGGUAAUUUUUAUGUCUCUGUCUUAAUUACUUUGCUCUUGUUGCUGAGACAAAAUACCUGACACUCAAAGUUAUAGGAAGAAAGGUUUAUUUUAGCUCACAGUUUGUGGAGGUUUUAGUCCAUACUCAGCUGACUUUAAAGCAGGGUGGCAUGGCAGAGGGGCAACAAUUCAAGGCAGCAGGAGACAGCAAAAGCAACAAGAGCAAAAAGAGGGCACAGCAAGCCUCUUUUCCUCCCUUAUAUUGUAUGAAAGCUAUCGGCUCUAGGGAAGGCAUAGCACUCACACCAUCUCUGUGCCCUCCUCUUACACAGGCUCAGGAUUUUUACAAAUUGAGGACCUUGGACCCCUGAUGAGUCACUUAGUUAAGCUUCUAAGCCUCUCAAGUGGACAGAAUGCAUCAACCAUUGCAGUCCCGAAAUGCAGUGAAUAGCUUUCAGUCCUUAUCUCAUUCAAUGUCUCGUCUAGCUAUAAUUUUUUUUCUUAUUUCCUUUAUUGUUUUUGUCCCCAUGUCACUCAUGGGUUCUUCUCAGCCUCCUUUGCCAUCUCUUCAUAGCAGCCUUAAAUGUUGUAAUCCUUGAGAAGCAUGUUCUAUGCUCUCCUUUUUGUUCUCUGUCCUCACAGUAUUUUAGGAAGUUCAUCUUAGCUGAUAUUUGACAGUGGCUUCAAUUACUGAUCACAUAGUGAUGACUUCUAUAGUUAUCGAGCGCAGGUUUCUUCUGUAGGGGUCAGGUCUAGAAUUCAGUUGCCUGCUGAACACCUCUGUGUAAUUGUCUUGUGGAUACAUCAUUCUUCAGGAGUCCAAAGCCAACCCUCUAUAGUUCAUCCCAACCUCCUCUGUUCCUCUGAAAGUUUUACAGUGUUUAAUCCAUUGCUCAAGCCAGAAACCCUGGGAUCAUUGUCCUGUUUCUUGCCUUUUGUCUCAUAUCUAAAGACCCACUGGGUCCUAUUAAUAGCAUCUUUCUCCAUUUCCAUUGCCAAUAACUCAUUUAUUGCAGUAGUCCCUUACCUACCUUCUCUGCCUUCAAAAUUGCACACUUCUAAUUCAGUUACUUAUUUAUUUGUUUAUUUUGAAGGUAGUAAAUACAAAGAACAUGACAGAGGAAAGACAGUCGAGAUAAUGCAGUGAACUGGUACAGAACUUCACAGCAGGAUACUGGGAUAAUAGUAAUAGGUACCAUAGUAUCUCAUUAUCUUCACAAUUGUUGUCCAUUCAAUCAAGUAGAGUGAAAUCAGACCAAAAACAGAACAUUAUAAAACCAAUUGAAAGAGAAUAUUGAAUAGAGCAAAACAAUCAGAACAAAACAAAACAGUGAAAAUAAUAUUUGUCUUCAAACAGAAGACAGAAGGAGAGCCCCCAUAUUUGCUAAAUUGCAUAUGGUCAUCCUCCCAAGAGAUGCUCAGAUCUCUGUCCCCAGUUGCUAACGGGAAGUGGGGUAGGGUAGGGUUCGAGAUGUUUGAUUCUCAGCCUGAGUGCUGGUAGACUCAUGGGAGCCACCGACUGGUUCUCCCAGUAAGCACCAGAGGGAGGCGCUUACCAAGAGGGCAGAUGGAUUGCUCUCUUGUGCAGCCGCCUAAGCUCCACCUCUAAUUCAGUUUUUCCACUACAACUGGAGAUAUCUUUGUAAAGCACAGUCAGAUCAUGGAGAUUUCUGUCAUGUCAAUCAUUCACUUGGCUUCUGCCAUCAACCCUUGGGAGGCCUUACGAAAGGAGACAAUGGCAUGCAGGACUGAAUAAUCAGCGCCAAACCUGCAACUCUUGGGAGGAAGGACAUACUCUUUCGGAUGUGGAAGGAAUGUGAGACAGCCUCCUCAGAGAAUGAGUAUGACUCUUGUUCUUUCCUCUCACCCAUGGUUUGCCUUGGAACACUGGUGCACCAUGUGAGCUGGAAAACUACAGGGGAAUUUUGAGUUAUCAUGACAGCUGGAGUCAGACGAAAGCAAUGGGUAAUUGCUAUGGGCUGAACUGUGUCCCCAGUUUUAUAUGAAAGUUCUAAGCACCACUGUAUCAGACUAUGAAUAUAUUUGAGAUUGCCUCUUGAAAAAAUAAUAGCAUUAAAUGCAGUCCUUAAUCCACCAUGAUUACUAUCUGUACAUGAAGAUGAAGAUUCAUCAAGUGAAGAAGGAAAGAUGUGAAGACAUGUGGAGGUGAGCACGUAUAAGAGAGGGGCCUCAAAACGGACCAGCUCUGGAUACAUCAUGAUCUCAGACUUUAAGCCUCCCAAACUGAGAGAGAAAGAGAGGGAGGGAGAGAGAGAGAGAGAGAGAGAGAGAGAAAUUGCUGCUGUACUUUGUUAUGACAGCCCCAGUAAAUCGUUAGUGGGGUAUGAAGACUGGAAGAGAGAGAAAAAGCUAUCAUUACUUGUAGGUUUCAUGAUCAUCUACAUAGAAAGCCUACCCAAUCAGUGGAUCCUCCUUUAGGACUAAUAAGAAAUUUCAACAGUAUUGUCAGACACAAUAUCAACUAUUAAAACACAUGUCUCUUCAGCAGCAAAUGCCACUCAUAAAACAUAUGUAGAAAUCAAUUUGUCAAAUUAAAGAAUAUAAAGGAAGGAAAAAUUAAAGAAUAUAAAGGAAAUUUUGAAUACAUCUUUUAUUUUUUGGUACUCGAAAUCUAACUCAUGACCUCACACUUGCCAGGUGGGUGCUGUGCUGCUGAGCUAUAUCCCUGGCUUGGAAGUUUUGAAUAAAUGGAGAGAUAUUCCACAUUUGUGAUGAAAUAACAUUGUACAAAUGUUUAUUCUUGUCAAAUUAAUGUAUAAGUUUGGUUCAAUUGAAUGGGAAUUUCAGAUGGUUUAAUUCUGAUAUGAAUAAAGCUCCAUAAAGAGCUGAGUCAACUUUUAAAAACACAGGGUACUGGGAUAACAGUAAUUGGUAACCCCAUAGUAUAUAUGUUAUGUUUUUAGUCUCCUAGACAUUAAGAUGCAUCACAAAUCAUGGUCCUAGAUGAAUUGUGUGCUUCAGCUGAAGAGACUGGGGAUCUCAGGGAUAUAACAUACAGGCAGAUUUUGAAACUUGAUUGAUGAGUAAAGCUGAUAUUGUCAAAGAUCAAAGAGAAAGAUCCCACUGACUUGUAGACGUCUUGGAAAACUGGAUGACUAUGUAAUUAAAGUAUCACUGGAUACGCAUUUUACUCAGAAUAUGCAAGUAAAUGAAAUGCUUAAAUAUUAGAAGUUAAUAAAACUAAUAGCAUAUAAUAGAAGUGAACCUUUUUAACCAAUGAGAGGAAUUGUUAAGACCUCUCAAACACAAGGUAUAAUAUGAAAAUGAAUUUUAUUAAAAUUAUGGAUUUCUAAUUAAUGAGUUAUGUAACUAUUAUUCAGUGGAAGACAUUUGGCAAUUUCUGAACGUAUUGCUGGUUUGGAGUGGUAGAUACUAUUGUCACUUUUUGAAUAGAAAUGAAAGGUGCCACUAAAUAUCCUUCAAUGCAAAGGAAAGUUUCACAAUGAGAAAUUAUCUGGCCAAAUGUAAAGAGCUCUGAGCUUGAGAGGCCACACUGCUAUAUACUGCCACAUAUGAUUGCCACAUGUAAAGUCAACACAGGGCUGACACUAAUGUGCAAGAGGUCUUAUGAAUUGUUAAGAAAAAGAUACAAAAUCAGGCAAAAUAUCUGAAUAAGCACUUAUCAAAAGGAGAAAUCCAAAAUGGCUCAUAUGUAUAUGAAACUGUGCUCAAACUCACCAUAAGGGCUACAAGUGAAUUCAACAAUGGAUUAUCACUUUGUACCUGCUCGCCUGGUGAAAUGAGAAAGUUAGAUGAUGCCAAGAGUUUACAGGUACAUGAGGAACCAGGGAACCCCGUGUGUCACUGCUGUAGACUGACCAAGUGGUUCUGGAAGAACCACUCAGCAUCUAGUGAAGAUAUUGCAUCCAUAUGUAAGGAUCCGGUGCUCACACUGGUGAACAUCUCGAGUUCAAAAGCAUGUUCAAACAUGUUCAUUGCUUUUGGUCAGGACAUUGGAAGUCCCUAGUGUCCACUCCUGGGUGAAUGGAAAAGUAAAAUGUGAUACAGGCAAUAAUAAAAUAUUAUGCAGCAGUCAGAAUCUGCAAGUUGCAUGCAUUCAAUGUGCAUAGUUCUUAAUUAUUAGUAUUAAAUGAGGUUAAUUAGAUUGAUGUUUGUCACACAGUGUUAAAUGAUAUCUUUUUAUAUACCAUUUAGAUAAAUUUAAAAAUAUGUGUUAUAUGUAUUUUUGCAAGCAUACACAUGCAUGUUAUAAAUUUACCUAAAUUCAUCUGAUGUCUUGCUUUGUACACUUAGUACUAUGAUGAAAAUUAAUACCUACACGUAAAGUGUGCCAGGCACAAUUACAUUUAUUACCCUCCUCCUUGUGCCCUCAUAGGUAAUUUUUAUGGAAUUUAAUAUAUCUCUUGUAUGUGUAUGUGUGUGUAUGUGGGAGGAUUAAUAAAACUAAAAACUAUAUAAAACAGGAAA